Molecule: messenger RNA, 1668 nt
Organism: Salpingoeca rosetta
Lineage: Eukaryota; Choanoflagellata; Craspedida; Salpingoecidae
Exons: 3
Coding region: 1-1668 (555 amino acids)
Cellular component (GO): RNA N6-methyladenosine methyltransferase complex; nucleus
Molecular function (GO): methyltransferase activity; nucleic acid binding
Source: RefSeq, a predicted model, not a curated record
AUGGCGGAGCGGCUCAACAAGCCCAGCAAGCACAACAAGCGCAGCAAGUACAACAAGCGCAGGAGCGUUGGCGAUUGCAAGCAGCACGCGCGCUGCGUCAGCGUGGACUUUGGCGUCACCACGCCACACAUCCAAGGCAAGAAGCACAAGAAGCAGCACCAGCAGCACGACCACAGGCCAACACAGCAUGAGCAACGACAGCAAGCAACGUCGUCUGUCACCGAAGAGGUGGAUGGUGCCGCGCUGCCCCGGAAGCGUGCAAAAGGCGCGCUGACAGGAACACCAGCCAAACCAGCAGCUGUGCCAGCAUCGGUACCAGCCGCAGGCACGCAGCGUGACAGGCUGUCUGCCUGUUUCAGUGCUUGUGAGACCUUCUAUUCAACGCUGCCUCGUGAGCGCAGAUGUGUCCACGACUCGCACACGUGCUUGACGCGAGAGCAGAUCAAGACGCUCUCCAAGGACCCUUGGCCCGCAGCAACAGAUCCAGGCACAACACAACAACUGCCGCCACUGAGGUUGCCAGACGCGAGCAGCGACAGGAUGCCCAUGCGCCUCACGACCACCGACCUCGCCAACCGCAUCGUCUGCGUAAUGUCACCGGAAAGGGUGGCCCACGAUGAAAAGCAGCCUGCUGACGGCCAGGCAGAGGCGACCAACACCAAGCUCGAUACGAACUGCGGUGCGUGCUGCUACCGAGCGCAGAUUGACGACAAGGAGAUACUGGUGCCAUCGCCCUGCAGGUUCCUGCUGGCAAACAUCCAACACCUGCGCCCGCACAUGCAGGACCUUGGCGUCUUUGAUCUCAUUGUGAUGGAUCCGCCGUGGCACAACGGCUCUGUUCGCCGCGGGUCCCGAUAUGGUACCAUGGAUUACGACGCCAUCAUGGACAUUCCCAUCCCGUUUCUCAUGUCGCCGCGCUGCCUCCUCGCCCUCUGGAUCACCAACAACGACCGCUGCGCCACAUUCGUCCACGAGAGGUUGCUGCCUCACUGGGGCUUGAAGAAGGUGACGGAGUGGAAAUGGUUAAAGGUGACGACGCAAGGGGAGCCCGUGUUCCCGCUCUCAAGCCGCCACAAGCGCCCAUAUGAGGUGCUCAUCCUCGCCACGAAUGCCCCGGGCGCCUUUGAAACCGCACCAGCAUACGGCAUCGUCCACCAAUGGCAGGCAGCGAUGCGCCAGCAGCAGGACGAGGACAGGAGGGAGCAGCAGCAGGACGAGGAGAAACAGCAGAAAUUGGAGACGAAGGAGAACGAGGGUGAGAAGCAGGAAGGUGAACAGCACCAGCAAGUUGCGAAAUGCUCAAACCACACUGAACACUCACAGCAGGUCAAACAUGCACCACCAGCUGUUGUGCAGCAUGGAGCUGAUGCCCCAAUAGCGCUGCCUGCGGACCUGCGCAUUGCCGGCGUGCCCUCGCUCGUGCACAGCGAAAAGCCGCCCGCAAUUCACCGCUUGCUCGUGUCGUUGCUGACACGCGGCUCGAACACAUCUCCUUUGCGACAGCAGCAGCAGCAGCAGCAGCGGCAGGAGGAGGAUGGUGUGCUUGCAAGCACACCACGACAACGCCCGCGGUGUCUGGAAGUGUUUGCGCGGCGGUUGCACCGGCAUUGGACGAGUGUUGGCAACCAGGUCUUCAAGCUGCAGGACGUGCGCCUGUAUGACGCUUGA